UCACACACAAACGAUAACAGACAGAAAUACAUGAUUAUAUCUUAUACAUUUAUAUUGAAAUAAUGUCAGAUUGAAUUUGAAUUAAGAAAGUAUUGAUACCGAUAUAUAACCGUGUUAAUUUGAGUAAUUGAAAUAGUAUAAAUGGAAUAUAUGUAAAUAUUACACGCCAAAAUGCAGUAUCAAAUCGAAGAUGUAAGUUUUAGCAUUGGAAGAUUCUUUGACUUGUACCAAAACAGACUCCCCGUGGUUGUUAUGGUAACACAAGGUUUCUGUGGAAACAUUAUCGAGGACACAUUCGAUCGAGAACAGGUGAUGAUUAUCAAUGGAAUAUCAAGACAGGAGCGUGUGUUGGCAAAGUGUGUAAUGCAUGGUAUACCAAAAUUGUUGAGUAUCCCCGAAGACUACACUGAAAAUUUAUGCAUAAUUAAAAGUGGGAUAGUCGGAGAAGAGUCUUCACUUUACAACAUACUACGAUCUAACAGCUUGCCAUUAUGGGUACAGUUCCCAGCUGACCGUGUGCUUACAGUUUGUAACAAGAGCAUCAAUACAAACGACAUUCCUCCUUGGCAGCUCACAAAACGUUUUGACGAAGUCUAUUUCCUUGCAAAUACUAUCGUAGACGGUCAACUAUGGACAGAAGUGAUUCCUGUGCCUUUAUACCUGUCCAAGCUUAGCCUAUCGGUUGUCACAGGACUCAAAGGACAGUCUGUUGAUAGAUGGAGGGUAUACUUCGACCAUUUGGUUUACAAAUGCUCGGCUAUUGAAUAUGAUCAGCACUUUGGAAAUCCUAAUAUUGCUGAAUAUGACCAGUCGUCUAUACAUUCUACCACAGAGAUGCCAUACUGUGAACCUAAAUUGUAUUCUGAUAUAGUACGCUUAGUUGAAGGUCCGCCUUUUAAAGUUACACCACAUCCUUGUGUCCCGCUGAGAAGCAAUAGGAAGCCAGACACAAAUACUAAAGUUGCCAUUCAAGCAAGGCCUUUACCACCUCUCCCUGAAGAUAUUCCAAAAAACAAACAGCAUAAAUCGAACCAAUCGGAUACAACAGAACUAUCCGAAAGAGUGAGCAAUAUGUACAUCACGCCUGAACACCAAACAGAAGGUGAUGAAAAGAAAUCUUCUUAUUUUGAUUUACCUAAAAGAUCAUCAUCACCUGAACCGGAUUAUGAUCAGAGAGAAGAAAGUGAAGAAUGUAAGUCAGCUAAUCCCAAACCACCUGCUCCAGCACCAAGAUUUAUUUUUCCUAAAUCCGCCCAAAACACACCGAAGCAAACAACAGAUUAUUCUAAUGAAAAUGAGAGUUUUAACGCAAAACAUUCGUCUAUCCGGAAAACAGAAAGUAACCCACAAUACGACAACGAUAUUCCUAGAGCAACGUUAAAACCAAAACCCCGAAGUCAUGUACGACAUUCGAAGGAAGCACCACAAAUAGCGAUACCAGGUCGAACUAUUAGACCUUUUGAGUACAGACACACUAAGGAUACAGUUAUGAAUGUUGAAAGUCUUUCUAUUCAUGAAGUGACUGAAUACCUAAAAGUUCUUAACCUUGGUCAAUAUGCUGAGACGUUUAGAAACAAUAUGAUUGAUGGUAUGAUACUGAUAGGUCUCUCUGAGAAGAUGUUACGAGAAGACUUUGGCAUGAAUGGAGUAGAAGCAUUUAGACUUUUAAAGUUUGCAAAAGAAGGAUAUAUACCCAAUUAAGUAAUGUAAAGCAAAUACUUUAACAAACUUGCAAUCAAAAUGAAAGGUGCCUGGCAAUUCCCAAGGACCCGAAUGGGCAGAUGUUGCUCAUGUUACGAAGAGAAAUAACAUUUGCCCAUGCAUUAUUUGAACAACUGUUUGGAUACAAUUUACAAAAAGUGAUUUCUUUUUGCAAAGUUUUUUGGCCGAAGAUUACUGAAUUGCAAACAGUUGUAAAGGAAAUACGAAGUACAUGUAAUUCAAUAUUCGCAAAAAUGAUGUAAAGAAUUGUAAAUAAUUCUUUUUCAUGACUUCUAGUAGAAUCAUUUGCGAUUUAAUUCUUUAAAAGCCUGGAGAAACGUAUUUUUCAUGUGUAAUUAUGAUUUUUUUAUAGAUUUUACUAAACAAUGUGAUUUUAUAUGACGCAAUUUAAGUGUGCAACAUUUUAGAAAUAUCACAAAGGAAGAAUGGAAGUCUGUACUAUAAUAUUAUUAACGGAAAACAGUUAAACUAAUCUAAAUUACACCUCCGAUUACCCCCUGUCUUAGUAAAACAUUCGAAAACAGCUUAAAAUGUGUAUUCAUAACAAGUUGUUUUUGACAGUUUUUUUUUUAAAUUUGGAACGCCAUUACCACUUUAAUUGCGAGGAAUUACGUAAAAUUAAUUCUGAAUACUUAAAUUAUGUUUUCUUGUUAAAUGAAUAUACAAGGUUAUUUAAUUUUUUAAUAGUUUUUAUUUGUUUGGGUCAUCAGACAAAACAAAUAAUGGUAGCGGGAUUACAGACCCUGAUAUGUUUAUUUGCAAAAUCCGCAAGUAGUCCGAACUCCUCGAAGCGGUUACUUCCCUUUAUAAGUACACUAACCGGGAGAUCACUGCGUAAAGUUUGUCAAAUGACAGGCUCAUUAAUUUUCAAGCCUUCUCGGGGAAGAAAAAAUAGUUCCCGAUUGGUCGAAGAUUUCUAAUAUUGUGUAAUUCUGAUAUUAAAACAUCAUGAUUAUUUACAUUAGUAUUAAACAACAGGUUUACCGUGAACAAAAUAUCUCGAAAUUAAUAAAGAUUACAAACCCGAAUUAAGAAUAAUAUGGUUUUCUUCAGGCUGUUUUCUAAUUAGCCUAGCCAAUUUACUACAGUUAUAACACUGGAAGUAGCAUUGGGUGGCACUAUACAAAAGAACACCUUUCUGUUAUUCUGAGACCCAAACAAAUCCAGCGCCUUCUGUGCUUUGAUAUAUAUAUAU
Molecule: messenger RNA, 2917 nt
Organism: Ruditapes philippinarum (Manila clam)
Lineage: Eukaryota; Metazoa; Mollusca; Bivalvia; Venerida; Veneridae
Exons: 5
Coding region: 172-1701 (509 amino acids)
Molecular function (GO): protein binding
Source: RefSeq, a predicted model, not a curated record